AUGCAUCCCCAGGUUCAGGAAGAACGAUUUAAGAGCUGCGAGCCCCUUAUUAUGGCUCUAGAUGAGUGCCACAGAGAGGAUUUUGUUCCUCGAGCCUUCGGUCUCUGCAACGACGUCAAGCAGCAGCUGACUCUGUGUCUGCGAGCCGCUCGAAUCGAGCACGCAUCUCAGAACCGAGCCAAGGCCACCGAGAAGCAGAAGCUGUUUGCUGAGAAGACCCGACGAAUGGACGAGGAGGCUUAUGGCCCCAACAAGAUUCUUCUUGACAUUCUCGCACGAGAGAAGGACGGCAAGUCUUCCCUGCCCCGCUACGAGGCUCCCGUCAUCGCUGCUCCCGUCGAGCAGUCUGAGUGA
This is a messenger RNA of Yarrowia lipolytica CLIB122, 354 nucleotides long. RefSeq lists its product as uncharacterized. The record is from RefSeq and is a predicted model, not a curated record. Lineage: Eukaryota; Fungi; Ascomycota; Dipodascomycetes; Dipodascales. Gene Ontology annotation, cellular component: mitochondrion.